AUGUCUGGAUACACGCAAAGUGAAAAUGUAAACCGUGGCUCCGAGACAAUGGUUGAUCGUUAUUGCAACUCUUUAAAUAUUCUUAAAGAAAAGGUUAUGAGUCUAUUAGAACAAUAUCAUUCAAUCAUCAUGCAGAAAAUGGAAUGUGAUUUAGGAAACUUACUCUCCUACGAUGCUGAUGGAUUUCAAAGUCAUUUGGCAGAUGUCUUUUCUCAGAUGAAUGAUGUUGAAGUCCAUCUAAACAACUUGGAAGCUUGGGCUGGCCUUCCUCCUGAAUGCUUCACUUCAGCUAGUUUGAACUAUGGUAUCCCAGAUCCGGAUCAAGUAUCUCAUGAAGCCCAAACCCUAGUUGAGGCUAUCCGACAUUUACAAGCUGAAUUGCGUGCUAUGACUACAAAAAGUCAGACAAACAGCGCACUCGUCACAGGGAAUGUGCCAUUAGUUCCUCCAGCUGAGAAAAGUGAUAAUAACCAGGAUCGCACUACAUCUUCAAUUCUGAAUACAGUUGCAAAACAAAGUCCUCUUCCAUUAACGGCUAUAAAAUCUGAGAUUACUCCUUAUUCUAUCCAGUCUAAUCCAUGUAUAUCACCAUCUGCUGGUGAUCCAAAUCAAGGAUAUGUAGAUACAUUGCCACAAAUACCAUCUUUUCCAUCGAAUGAAGAAGGACGUAGUUGCCAUCACACCAGCAGUAGACCAUACAGUUCCAAUACUAAUACAGCUACCCGUUCACCUAAUAUCGAUAGACGUCAACAAUCUACUAUUUCGACUGACGUUUACCGCGUGACAUCUGGACACCAUUCUUCAUUUCCUUCACCUAUCCCACCACAACAAUAUGUUUCUGGUCAAUACAAUCAGGUCCCUCCUAGUUCUGUUGAAACCGUAUCUUCAAAUCGUAUGGCUUCUGAAACGUAUUCGCAAUACACAUCCCCAGGGUCUUUAACACGAACAACUGAACAGUACACACCAAGACCUCACUAA
Schistosoma margrebowiei is the source of this 978-nucleotide messenger RNA. The record is from the annotation of a GenBank genome assembly. NCBI's taxonomy places the organism in Eukaryota, Metazoa, Platyhelminthes, Trematoda, Strigeidida, Schistosomatidae.